Mesoplodon densirostris (Blainville's beaked whale) is the source of this 4206-nucleotide messenger RNA. It is a transcript of the gene DCLK2, whose product is annotated as doublecortin like kinase 2. Lineage: Eukaryota; Metazoa; Chordata; Mammalia; Artiodactyla; Ziphiidae. The transcript is spliced from 17 exons. Gene Ontology annotation, molecular function: ATP binding; protein kinase activity. The record is from RefSeq and is a predicted model, not a curated record. Gene Ontology annotation, biological process: protein phosphorylation; intracellular signal transduction. The coding region runs from base 914 to 3220 and encodes 768 amino acids.
CGCGUGGAGCGGGGUUGGGGCUGUCAGGCGGGCGGGGCCGCCUAGGACCCUGAAGGGGCCGAUCGUCUCGCGCUGCAGAGCCUCCUCUCCCACCUCUCUCCCUCCGGGGUUUGGCAUCCCUCGGGGAGCAAGAAGCCCCUUCCAGCCCUGACAGCGGGCCGGGCAGGCGGUGCGGUCGGGCCCGGGGGCGGAUGCUCGCGGGUGGGCCGGGCCGGCCGGCUGCGGGGGAGGCGGGCUGCGUUAUUUCCCGCUAGGGCCAGACUCCGGGAGGGACUGGCCUGCACCGUGCUCUCGGCCCCAGCCAGCGCGCGCCGCCCCUCGGGCAGGGCCUGGAGGCGAGCGAGGCGGCGGCGCGGCAUUCCGGGCCUCGGGCCGGGCGCGUGAGCGGGCCGGGGCCGGAGCCGGGCCGACGCCCCAGCGGCGCCUCUCCCACGCUCGCGGCCCCUCCCCCUCCCUUCCUUGCUUCCCCUCGGAUCUCCCGGGAGCGGCGGGCGGACGCGAGCCGCGGCGGGCGCCCGAGCUUUGUGCGCGCCCGCGGGCCCGGGGCGAGCUUCGGGCGGCCCAACUUGGCGGCGGCCGGCGGGCUCCCGGGAGGGAGUUGUGAGGCGUGGCCCGGUGGAGGAGGCGCCUGGGGGGGCGUGGGGCUCCCCGGCGAGCGGGAGGGACAGAGCGAGGCGCGCCGGACAAUGAGCUGGGCAGCUCGGCGCUGCGGCCACUUUUAGGGGGGCGCGGGCCGGCCGGCGCCUCCGCGGCUCCACCUGCGAGGAGAGGGCGGGAUGCCAGAGCUGGGUGUCCCGGCGCUCUGAGGCUGCUCGCAGUUAGACGUCCCUGAGCCGGUGCUCGCCUUGACCCUGGGCUACCUGCAGGCUUUGGCUGGGACGUGUUUCGUGGGGGCGCCCCUGGAGCAGCCGCGAUGGCCAGCACCAGGAGUAUCGAGCUGGAGCACUUUGAGGAACGGGACAAAAGGCCGCGGCCGGGGUCGCGGAGAGGGGCGCCCAGCUCCUCCGGGGGCAGCAGCAGCUCCGGCCCCAAGGGGAACGGGCUCAUCCCCAGCCCGGCUCACAGUGCCCACUGCAGCUUCUACCGUACGCGGACCCUGCAGGCCCUGAGCUCGGAGAAGAAGGCCAAGAAGGCGCGCUUCUACCGGAAUGGGGACCGCUACUUCAAGGGCCUGGUGUUUGCCAUCUCCGGCGACCGCUUCCGGUCCUUCGAUGCGCUGCUUAUGGAGCUCACCCGCUCUCUGUCGGACAACGUGAACCUGCCCCAGGGUGUCCGCACCAUCUACACCAUCGACGGCAGCCGGAAGGUCACCAGCCUGGACGAGCUGCUGGAAGGUGAGAGUUACGUGUGUGCGUCGAAUGAACCGUUUCGUAAAGUUGAUUACACCAAAAACGUUAAUCCAAACUGGUCUGUGAACAUCAAGGGUGGGACCACCCGAGCCUUGGCUGCUCCCUCCUCAGUGAAGAGUGAAGUGAAGGAAAGUAAAGAUUUCAUCAAACCCAAAUUAGUGACUGUGAUUCGAAGUGGAGUGAAGCCUAGAAAAGCUGUGCGGAUCCUUCUGAAUAAGAAGACUGCUCAUUCCUUCGAACAGGUCUUAACAGAUAUCACCGAAGCCAUUAAACUGGACUCAGGAGUGGUGAAGAGGCUCUGCACGCUGGACGGGAAGCAGGUUACUUGUCUGCAAGACUUUUUUGGUGAUGAUGAUGUUUUUAUUGCAUGUGGACCUGAAAAAUUCCGUUACGCCCAAGAUGACUUUGUCCUGGAUCACAGUGAAUGCCGCGUCUUGAAGUCGUCUUAUUCUCGCUCCUCAGCUGUUAAGUAUUCUGGAUCCAAGAGCCCUGGGCCUUCUCGACGCAGCAAAUCACCAGCUUCAGUAAAGAGGGGUGGCCACUACUCCAGGGCCUACUCUACGGCCAAAUCCCCAGUUAAUGGAACUCCCAGCAGCCAGCUUUCCACUCCUAAAUCUACGAAAUCCUCCAGUUCCUCUCCAACUAGCCCAGGAAGUUUCAGAGGAUUAAAGCAGAUUUCUGCACAUGGCCGAUCUUCUUCCAAUGUAAAUGGCGGGCCUGAACUUGAUCGUUGCAUGAGUCCUGAAGGUGUGAAUGGAAACAGGUGCUCUGAAUCGUCAACUCUUCUUGAGAAGUACAAAAUUGGGAAGGUUAUUGGUGAUGGCAAUUUUGCAGUCGUCAAAGAGUGCAUGGACAGGUCCACAGGAAAGGAGUUUGCCCUAAAGAUUAUAGACAAAGCCAAAUGUUGUGGAAAGGAGCAUCUGAUUGAGAACGAAGUGUCGAUCCUGCGCAGAGUGAAACAUCCAAAUAUCAUCAUGCUGGUUGAGGAGAUGGAAACAGCUACUGAGCUUUUUCUGGUGAUGGAAUUGGUCAAAGGUGGAGAUCUCUUUGAUGCAAUUACUUCUUCAACCAAGUACACUGAGAGAGAUGGCAGUGCCAUGGUGUACAACCUGGCCAACGCCCUCAGGUACCUCCAUGCCCUCAGCAUUGUGCACAGAGACAUCAAGCCAGAAAACCUCUUGGUGUGUGAAUAUCCUGAUGGGACCAAGUCUUUGAAACUGGGAGACUUCGGGCUGGCCACUGUGGUCGAAGGCCCUUUAUACACAGUCUGUGGCACCCCGACUUACGUGGCCCCAGAAAUCAUCGCUGAAACCGGCUAUGGCCUGAAGGUGGACAUUUGGGCGGCUGGCGUGAUCACGUACAUACUGCUCUGUGGAUUCCCACCCUUCCGAAGUGAGAACAAUCUCCAGGAAGAUCUCUUCGACCAGAUCUUGGCUGGGAAGCUAGAGUUUCCGGCCCCUUACUGGGACAACAUCACGGACUCAGCCAAGGAAUUAAUCAGUCAGAUGCUUCAGGUAAACGUUGAAGCGCGGUGCACUGCGGGACAGAUCCUGAGUCACCCCUGGGUAUCAGACGAUGCCUCCCAGGAGAAUAAUAUGCAGGCUGAAGUAACAGGUAAACUCAAACAGCACUUUCAUAACGCGCUCCCCAAACAGAACAGCACCACCACCGGGGUCUCCGUUAUCAUGAACACGGCUCUAGAUAAGGAGGGCCAGAUCUUCGGCAGCAAGCUCGGCGCGGACGGCAGCCGGCCCGGCCUGGAGCCCGCUGCCCCGGAGCCCCCUGCGUCCCCGGAGUCGCCCCCGCGCUCUCCUGCCGCCGCCGCCGCGGAGUGCGAGCGGGCGGGGACCUGGCGCCGGCACCGCGACUAACCGGCCGCCCCCGCCGCCCGCAUCGCUGCCCGCACCGCGCGUGGCAUCGCCGGGGCGGACAGCGCGCGCCUCCAGGGCCACCGCUUCCCGCGCGCUCCGCUCGGGUCCUGGAGGGGCCUGUGCGCGUCGCCUUCGGGGACAGGUCCUCGGAGUGGCUUCGUUUAAAUUCUCUGUCUUCUCAGUUCAGUGGAUAUUUGACGGCGUCACCAGGAGAAUGUGCAACUUUUAUCUGACAUUGAGCGCAUUUUUAUAGAAACACUUUGGAUGCACCAAGAUCUCUCUCUUAUUUAAGUAAACUCAGGAGGGCUCCCUUUUUCUUACAAGCAACUCAGAACUGCGUCUGUCCCUUUGUGGGCGCCCUUCCUCUGCUGACGGGGGUCGGGGGCUGGCUUCCCGCGCAAGGCUCGGAGCCCGAGCGGACCCCCUGGUCCCGGCGCUCCGCCCAGCCUCGGGGGCUCGUCUAGGACGACACUGGCUCUGGACUUGUGCGCAGACCGCAGGGAAGGCCGUUUCUUCCCUAGAAGUUGUGUUUCCCUGACUUCCCACGACCGUAUUAGAAAAUGCUGACGACCUUGUCCUUGGGGCUUUUUAACGAGAGGCGUGGUGCAUGCCGCGUCGCCGGGGCGCUUCCUUCUCCAGGUCCGGCUGCGGGCAGAGCAGGACCAACCAGCGGCCCCAGGAGCCGCCGGAGCCUCCCUUCUCCAUCUGCUUUUCAUCUGCAGCGGCGGCAACAACCCCCAGGAAGCGCGGGGCACAGUCGGGACUGGGCGGGAAGGUGCCUGCAGACAUCCUCUGUUACUAACCUUCUGGAAGGCUGCUGGCAGUUUUUCCUUUUUUUCCACCACCCUGCUCUUUUUAAUGAUUGUAUAUAAUCAGUGUAUUUGUUUUACCUGCUCAUCUUCUAAACGGGUGGGCCUGUAGUUCAUUCUCAUUGUUAGACUUUUGCCGCCUACAAGUGUAUCCAAUAAAUUUUCCUCCUUGAGAAA